Messenger RNA from Elgaria multicarinata webbii, 6738 nucleotides. RefSeq names its product family with sequence similarity 13 member A (gene FAM13A). The record is from RefSeq and is a predicted model, not a curated record. Bases 1 to 3117 code for a protein of 1038 amino acids. Gene Ontology annotation, biological process: signal transduction. The transcript has 23 exons. NCBI's taxonomy places the organism in Eukaryota, Metazoa, Chordata, Lepidosauria, Squamata, Anguidae.
AUGCAGCCCCCUGUAGUCGCUCAGACUGACUGUUCUCUCUUCCUCUGCUCUUUCAAGCAAAGCAAAUCGGCGGUCAGGCUGAAAGAAGAUAUGAAGAAGAUCGCAGGGCCGCCGCUGAACAGGCUGAGGGGGACCUCUUGCCGAAAAGUCUUUGGCGUCAGCCUCCAGGAGAUGCAGCAGCGGGGGCUGAGCAAGAAUGGGAUUCCAGCUGUGGUGUGGGAUAUUGUGGAAUACUUGACUUGGCAUGGGCUGAAACAGGAAGGUCUUUUCAGGGUGAACGGGAACCUGAAAACAGUGGAGCAGCUGCAAGCCAAGUAUGAGAGCGGAGAGGAAGUGGAGUUGGCAGCAGAGGGCGACGUCAGCUCAGUGGCCAGCUUGCUGAAAUUAUUUCUGAGAGAGCUCCCAGAGCGGGUGAUCCCUGCCGCAGCGCACGCCAAAUUCGUACAGCUUUAUCAAGACACUUCAAAUUAUGGCCUGAAUGCUAAUAUUUUGAGAGAACUCCUGAGGCAGCUGCCUGAUGCCCACUAUUGCCUCCUUAAGUACCUUUGUCAGUUCCUGAGGAGAGUCGCUGAGCAUCACUCUGAGAAUAAGAUGAAUGUUUCCAACCUUGCUACAGUUUUUGGACCAAACUGUUUUCGCGUGUCUUCCGGCUUCGAAGGGAUGAAGGAGCAGGAAAUCUGCAACAAAAUCAUGGCCCAGAUGCUGGAAAACUACAGUGUCUUGUUUGAAGGGGGACACCUCAAAAAAGAGAAAGAAAUGCACCCAUGCAAAGAGCUAGCAAAAAUUAUAUUGGUGAAAGAGGCCACUGGCAAGCAGACACUUCCCAUCAUUCUAACAAGUGUUAAAAGGGAACCACCAAAGCCAACUCCAAGAAACAAGAUUGCAAAGUCCAAACAAGAAGGGUCUUCUCUGGCAUGUUUAGUGCCGCAGCCAAGACUGUCAGAUGGAAUUCCCCGGGUUAGCAUCCAUUUAACGGACAGUUUGCGUUCGGAGGAGAUGGAUCUAGCUGAUGAAAUCUCCUUCAUAAGCAGUGCUGCAUUCUUCACCAGUUCCCAAGAGGAUGAAAGGCCUAUGUCUCCCUUCUAUCUGAGUGCUCAUGUGUCGCAAGUCAACAACAACAUCCCUUCUACUGGAGAAUACUUAGAAAAGACCAUCCGGUCAGCUGUCGAGCAACAUCUUUUUGACGUUCAUGGCUCCAGCGGUCAAAGUUCUGAAGACUCUGAAUCCGGAACGUCGUCAACAUCUUCCAACGUGUCUGCCCGGCAGCGGAGGCGGCAUCAUAAAGAACAGGAUGAAGCCCGAAGGAACAGAGAUAUGGAGGUCAUCAAUAAAGAGAAUAUUCCUUCUGGCUUCAACAGCAUUGAAGACUGUAUGCUGACUGCUCAAGAGGUGGAAAAACUACAAGAGAACAGCUCUGGGUAUAUUGGAGAAAGGAGUAAGCCAAAGCGGCAGAAAUCCAGCACCAAACUUUCUGAGCUGAAUGAGAACCAGGACAGUCCUCUGACAAUGGAAACAUUUGGUUCCUUGAGACCUGUGGACAGAACAGGACCAGACGACAUGGAGGUGCUUUCUGAAGACAGCAAAGAGAACGAAGGUGACAGCGAUUUGUUAAGGCAUUCUCAGAAUUCAAGCAUGAAGAUCCAGGAGCCUCCAAACAUUCCUGAAGCCAAAUUGCAGAAGAGCCAAGAUGCUGAUGGCCCGGAGGAAUCCUUCGUAUCUGAAGUGCCUCGGCUGGACCUGACAGCGUUGUGCAGCGACAACAACUGGGAAGAGCCUGUCCCCGCCUUCUCCUCCUGGCAGCGCGAUGGCUUAGAUUCCGACGAAGCCCGCCUCUCCCCUCAGGCUGGCCGCCUCAUUCGCCAGCUUUUGGAUGAAGAUAGUGACCCAAUGUUGUCUCCUCGUUUCUAUGCCUACGGGCAAAGUCAGCAGUACCUGGACGACACGGAAGUGCCUCCUUCCCCUCCUGACUCACAUUCAUUCAUGAGGAGAAGAAGCUCUUCUCUGGGGUCUUACGAAGAUGACCAAGAAGAUUUGACCCCAGCCCAGCUGACCCGUAGGAUCCAAGGACUGAAGAAAAAGAUCAGGCGGUUUGAAGACAAAUUUGAAGAGGAGAGGAAAUACCGACCAUCACACAGUGACAAAGCGGCCAACCUAGAAGUGCUGAAGUGGACAAAUGACCUGGCAAAGUUUCGAAAGCAGCUGAAAGAGUCCAAAGUCAAGAUGUCAGAGGAGGACCUGGCUCCUGUCACGCGCCAGCGUAGCAAUACGCUCCCCAAAAGUUUUGGCUCUCAGCUGGAGAAGGAGGAAGAGAAGAAGCAAGACGUGUCCGACAAAUCGACAAAGCCAGCUGUGGAGGCAACCUUGGAAUCCAUCCAGAAGAAGCUCCAAGAGAAAAGGACUGAGACAAACCGGCCCGAGGACAUUAAGGAUAUGACGAGAGACCAGAUAGCAGCAGAAAAAGUAGCUUUGCAGAAAGCGCUCUUGUAUUACGAAAGCAUCCACGGAAGACCAGUAACAAAACAUGAACGGCAGGUGAUGAAGCCCCUGUACGACAGAUACCGCUUAGUCAAGCAAAUCCUUUCAAGGGCCAACGCCAUCCCUAUCAUUGGCUCCCCCUCCAGUAAGCGGAGAAGCCCUUUGCUGCAACCAAUUAUCGAGGGUGAAACUGCUUCCUUCUUCAAGGAGAUCAAGGAGGAAGAGGAUGGUUCUGAAGAAGACAGUAAUGUGAAGCCAGAUCUCACAGUCACCAUAAAAUCAGACGUCAAUGUAAGAAGUUUCUUGGACCAGAUAGAAGAUGAUGCCGACGGCUUUGUUUCUCCAGUGGAUGACAGAAUUCCUUCAAGAAACAGCCAGGAUAUGGGCCUCUCCAAUCUGCAUGCCGCCUCUAUGCCAGAACUUGUAGAGCAGCUUCAAGAAGUCAGGGAAGAGAAAAAGAGGAUCAGGAAAAAACUGAGAGAUUUUGAAGACAAUUUUUUCCGACAAAACGGAAGAAUUGUCCAGAAAGAAGACCGUGCUCCUAUGGCCGAAGAAUAUAAUGAAUAUAAGCAGGUUAAGGCCAAGCUGAGGUUGCUGGAGGUCCUAAUCAGCAAAAGAGAUAUUGGUUCCAAGAUCAUGUAAUGAAGGCGCCCUUGACCUUGCCGAUAGAGUUGACCAAGCCAAAGGGAUAAUUGCUUGAAGAACUCAGCAAGAGCCUCAUACUGUGAGGGCCUUUUUAGCAGCUCUCCCUGGUCUGUGGCUGACGCAAGAUGGUUAGGAGGAGGAGGGAGGGUCCAGCAUCUUUCUUCAGACUUGUGGCCUGUUCUGUCUCCGAGUUCGCCGUCCAAGCCAGCACGAGGGGGCGGUCCUGACACACUCAAAAGACUCUGUUCCGAGAGGGUCCUUUUUGCUUCGAUCAUCCUGCAGCCUUGUGAAAUGCUUAGACUAAUAGAGUCCGAUUUAUGCCUUCUUCGGAGCAUCAGUGCAAGAGAGGUGAACUAGUUUGAGUUCUCAUGAAUCUCCAAAUAAUUGUCUGUCCUUUGUCAGACCAAUAAAGCACCCAGGUCUGUUCUAAUGGGGAGGGACUCACAUUCUGAGAUGAUUCUAUGGCUUAUAAAUGAGAGAGAGAUUGAGAUUCUCAGGAUCUCACAUUUGACUGCAGUUCUGGUUUGUUAGUAUGUGACCUUUGUUAAGCUCACCCCAGUUGAAUGUUGAAUUAACACUCAGUGGGAAAUGUAUGUGCUACCUUGCCCCUCAAUAUGACUUCUUUUUUUAGAAAGAGAGCAUUAUUUCUUUUCUUGGGGGUGCUCUUCCUGAAAAAAUAUCCCUCAACAGUUUUGAUUGAACCGACAAAAAAGAAGAGAAGCUGAGGAAAUGGAUCUUGGUAGCAGGGCCUUUCAGCGGUGGCUUUGAAACUGUGUUUUGAGGGACCCUGAAAUUCCUUAGAAACUUUAUAGGGGUUCCUCAAUCUGAAGACAGGAAUGGUGGACAGGCUUUCCUGAAGGACUCUUGUUUCCUUCAAACCCAGUUUUCUCCUGCAAUUGUGGUGUUUUCUACAAUGUACUCUCGGUUCACUUGGAGCAGUAGUGAGGCCCACCCAGUUGGUCCCCUGCAACGCUUUCCAGAACCUUCUUCAACACACAGUGGUUUGUGGGAGAUAUGCAAGAGUUUCUCCUCAGACAAAUAGAGGUGGAAAGUUUUCCCAUAAGUUAGAAAGAGUGAAAACCUCUAGACCGGGGUUUUUUGAAGGGGCGGACUUUUAGGGCAAUAUCGUUUUGUACCGUGCCCUUACAACUUUUUGUUGAUCCCAGAAAUCUGACAGAUCCAAUGGCAAGAUUGUCCUUUUUUUCUGUUUAGCCACAGUGUGGUGAUGAUGUUGCUAUACUUUCAAAUAGCUUGUGUAAAAUCGUAGGUACAAUGAUGCACUUUAGAAAGAGGGAGAGAGAGAGUAUUUUAUAUUUUUUAAGAAAUGGUAAACAAAUAGUAAGGAAGUGUAACCAAAACUGUACUUUAAGAAAGAAAAACAAUAUUUUCUCUACCUGACUGUUUUGUUAUGCCAUUCUUUUAGAAAGGAAAAAUAUGUCUAAAAUACAGCUUUAAGAUUUAUCUAGAGACGCAAUCAGCUAAUGCAAAAGUAAGUCAUAAUCAGCAGAAACCUUUCUGAGCACCAGCCCUAGGAAGUUUUUUGAAUAUAUGUUUUGAUAUAAUGAAUAAUGUCAGAUCAGAGUUCAUAGAGCUGCUUCCCACUAUCUGUGAAAAUCGGUUGAAUUAAAAACUUGGGGGCAAAGUACAAAAAUCCCAUUAAAUUAAUGCCCAUCCAAACCGAAUAGCAAUUGCUAAGAUUUUUCAAAUCAAAACUGAUGCAAAAAAAAAAAAAGUGUGGGCUGGGUUCCAAAGAGUAGAGAAACUAGUUUUGUGAGCCUACGGAAGCUUUAAACUUGUUUUUCUCAAAGAGUAGCCCAUGUGGCAAAUUGGGGGGGGGGGGGCAGAGACUCACAUGAAAAAUAGCCCAGCAUUCCCGUCAACCAGCACAAGUGCAUUCCUAUACAUGUUGACUCAAAAGUGCGCCCCAUGGAGUUCCGUGGUACUCACUCUUCGAUAAAUAUUAUAGGAUUACAACCUGAGUAGCUCUUUGGAUCUUGGUCAUCAUUUUUAACAUGUCUUUUCUUACCAGAAUCACUGUUUGCAGGGGUUUUUUUUUUUAAAAAAAGUGUAAUGUCUCUAGUUUCAGACUCUGGAUUAAGAUGUUCACGUGGUAUUUUUUUUUCCUCUUGUGGUGCUCAUGGAAUGGUGCAGUAUGAAUGAGAAUGAUGCAGAUAUAUUCCUCUCUUCAUUUCCCAUUUCAGCACAUGUUUAUAUAUUACAAAUUGCUAAUAUAAAUUAAUGACGUUGAGACAUUUAUUUUAAAGCAAAAUAAGAAUGAUAAUUAAUGAACCACUUACAAAUAGAAAUGAUGGCUAGAAUUACUUUUUUUUCAAGGAAACCUUGUAAUUUGUUCACGGGCUUUCUCUGGAGUGAACAGUGAAAUCAUUAACGUUUUUACAUUAAAAGAAACAGGCAAAGAGCAUGUCUUCUCCUGAUCAUUGCGUUAGGCUUCCAGGUAUAAUUUGUGUACAUUCGUGCAGAUACGCAUAGCCUGAAUUGGUUUUUUCAUCACAAAAAUAAAACCACACAUUGGCUCAAGUAGAGUAGAGUGUGUGGGUUAGCAGCUUCCUCUCAGCUAGGAUUCCUGAUAGGUUGACUGGCACAAGACAGCAAUUCAGCCUCGGAACAGAAGCCAGCUUCCUAUCAAGGGCACAUACUGUGGUCAGGUCAGCUAAUUGUUUGAACUUUCUGCAAGUUCCUGAAGCUCCUAUACUCUGUCUCACAUUCUCCUUUCCUUUGGCCAAUGAGAAUAACCAAAAGAGAGAUGACACACUUCUUUGAGAAUGGGAACUUAGCUGACCCUGGAAGUUUAAUCCCUUUGAACCCAGUACCUAGGGUUCAGGAGAACCAGUGGGAUAUUAUUCAUCCUUUCUCCCUAUGGUGGGAAGACCAGGUGGAGGGAGUGGCUGAAGUCUGAUCCUGACCUUUUCCUAGGGCCAGUCAUGUAUGGGUGGGUGGAAUAACAUUUUGAGGGGUCCAGUGAGCCUCAACUAGGAUAGUCAAACGUCACUACUUGCCUUUCUUUGCAGUUUUAGAUACAGAAAAAGUUUGUAUUUCUGACUAGCAUGGAGAGAAGAAGGGUGGAUGGAACACUGCCACAUUUGUCCAUGCAAAAGAUACUAAGGAAUGUCAGCAUUCAGGGAUGGCUCAGAGAAUAAUUUUGCCAUGCAAAAUGGGCGGUUUGUCAUCAUAAUUCUUGUUCCUUCUUCCUGAAGUUUAAGCUUUCAAAUAAACAAUUCCCCACAUGUAUCCAGAGGUACUCUCACCAAAGUACAAUUCCCAGGAUUCUUUGCAGCAGUUAAACUGAUAUAAAACGGAUACCAGGCCACGUAGUGGACAUAGGUUUGUCUUCUCUAUCCUCCAGCACUCUACCCCAUAAUAAAUGACAGUGGAGUGUCCUUGGAGUUACAACCUAUCAGCUUUUCCACAUGCCAAAUAAUUUUGUCAAAACUUUCCUGGCACAUUUUUAUAGGGAAAUCAUGAUUUCCUUUAUUCUCCCCCCCCCCCAAUUUCUUUUUCACUUGUGACACUAACAGAGGCAAGGCACAGGUUAUUUCUGGGAGAACUUAACUCUAUUUGUCCUUGAAGAAGGUGAGUGCUUAUCCUUUGGGUAACUCG